Messenger RNA from Meriones unguiculatus (Mongolian gerbil), 7907 nucleotides. RefSeq names its product PHD finger protein 3 (gene Phf3). Lineage: Eukaryota; Metazoa; Chordata; Mammalia; Rodentia; Muridae. Gene Ontology annotation, biological process: DNA-templated transcription. Bases 351 to 6401 code for a protein of 2016 amino acids. Gene Ontology annotation, cellular component: nucleus. The record is from RefSeq and is a predicted model, not a curated record. The transcript has 16 exons.
CAGUGGCGUCACGUGACUCGGCCCGCUCCCGCUCCCGCGCCGCCGCCGUCGCACGCCGAUGGCCGCGGGCUCUCGCGGCGUCGCACGGGCUCCACGAGGCGAGCGACCCCCGGGCUCAGGGAGGCAGCGACUGCAGCGCGGACGGGGAGGGCGGCGCCCAGGCCGGCCGUAGUGUCGUCACCGCGGCGGCGCGGGCCCCGGGAGCCCCGAGCCGAGGCAGCAACGCCGACGCCCUGCGCGCACCCCCUCCGCGGCCCCCUCCUCCGCGGCCCCGCGGCCUCCAUCUUCCUCUGGCUGCCGGUGGCAGCGCUCGUCUGCGGAGCGGGGUUGAAAGACACACAGAAGUCUUCAUGGAUAUAGUUGAUACAUUUAAUCAUUUAAUUCCUACUGAACACUUAGAUGAUGCCCUAUUUCUAGGAUCCAACCUGGAGAAUGAAGUCUGUGAGGAUUUUAGUACAAGUCAAAAUGUCUUAGAGGACUCGCUGAAGAACAUGCUCAGCGAUAAGGAUCCUAUGCUAGGAUCUGCAAGUAACCAGUUCUGUUUGCCUGUUUUGGAUAGCAAUGAUCCCAAUUUCCAGAUGCCUUGUUCAACAGUUGUUGGUCUUGACGAUAUUAUGGAUGAAGGAGUUGUUAAAGAAAGUGGUAAUGAUACCAUUGAUGAAGAAGAAUUGAUUUUACCUAACAGGAAUUUGAGGGACAGAGUAGAAGACAAUUCAGUGAGAUCACCAAGAAAAUCACCUCGUUUAAUGGCACAAGAACAAGUAAGAAGUUUACGACAAAGCACUAUUGCCAAGCGUUCAAAUGCAGCACCUCUAAGCACAAAAAAGCCAUCUGGGAAGACUCUAUCUACCCCUAAGUUAGGGGUGAAACCACCAGAAAGAUGUCAGGGUAAAGAAGAAGUUUAUACGUCACUGAAAUCUGAACACCCUAAGGAGAGUAGAAGGAGCAACCGGCAUGAUGAACAAGUGGAUGUGGUGCCAGAAGUCUCAGCAUCUUCAGUUGAUUCUUCAGUGUCAUCUUGUGUCGAAAUGAAGGAUGAGGCUGAGGCUGAGCUAGAUUCCAGACAUGCAUGUAAUAACGAGGGUGAAGUAAAUGUAUCAUCUCAUGAGUUAAAUUGUUCGCUUCUUUCAGAGACUUGUGCUAGUACAGAAGAGAAGAAAAAUGAAGCUCUGAUGGAAUGUAAAACUGAGACUGAUAGUAGCUCAUUGUUUAAGUUUUCAGAUAAGGAAGAUGAGCAGAAUGAUCUUGUUUCAGGUGAAAUGGGUGACACUGUUGAAGAAGAGAGUGCAGUGGGAAAACUUGAACAAGAACCAGAGGAGAUAAAGUUAACCUGUGAAGGUGACCAGAUGCCUGAGGAACCUGAAUCUUCUGAUAUGUCUGACUCUGCUUGUACAGAAAAAAAUCAGACAGAAAAUAAUGAAGCAGCUGAAUGUGAUGUGGAGUUGAAGAACACCGUAGAUGUUAUUGAUAAAGCUGAAGACUCUCCUCAAAGAAAUCAAAUGGAAACAUUGGGAUAUUGUGAGGACAUGCAGUCUAAUGAUGUUCAGUUACAGAGCACAGAGUUUAGUAAAUCAACUCUGGAGGAGGUUGAUACUUGUGCUUUUGAACCAGAAACUAGUACUUUAGAAAAUACUAUUUGUGAUGUUCCUGACCAAAAUUCAAAGCAUUUUAAUAUUACUCAAAGUAUUAAACUGGAGUCUCAGGAAACCGCAGAUCUUCAGGGUGAUAAAAGUGGUUUAGAGUCCAAAAACUUAAAAUCCAAACACACAAAAUCUGUAACUCAUUCUAAGCAAAGCAUGACCUCAGAGACCCCACGAAAAACUGUUGCAGUGAAGCAAGAAGCAGUUCAUAGCAGAACUAAGUCUAAUGCCAAGAGUGUGAAGCGAAAUGCUGAUGGACCAGAAGCCCAGCGUGAUUCUCAGAGGCCAGUCAAAGUGAGAAAAAAACAAAGUGACAAAGAUUUGAAGAGUCAGAGUUGUAAUUCUGGGGUUAAAUCUGUAAAAAGCCAAGCUCAUUCUGUAUCCAAAAAAACACCCCAGGAUCAAAAUGUAGUGCAAGUUUCCAAACCUUUAACACAUUCUCUUAGUGAUAAGCUUCAUGGUCACUCCAGUUGCUCUAAGGAGCCUCAUCAUCCUGCACAAACUGGAAACUUACUGCAUUCCAGCCAGAAACAGAGCCAUAAGCCCCAGCAACAGUCACCAGCGGUGAAGGUCACUAGUCAUGUGAAGGAUGAGCAAGAACAUCCAGGCAGUGAGCAUCUUAAGGAAGAGGAGAAACUGAAGCCAAAAAAACCUGAGAGAAAUCUACAGCCUCGCCAAAGGAGAAGCAGCAGAAGUUUUUCUCUGGAUGAGCCUCCAUUGUUCAUUCCAGACAACAUAGCUACUAUAAAAAAAGAAGGGUCAGAUCAGACUUCCUCAGUUGAAAGCAAAUAUAUGUGGACUCCCAGCAAGCAGUGUGGGUUUUGCAAAAAACCACAUGGCAACAGGUUUAUGGUUGGCUGUGGGAGAUGUGAUGACUGGUUUCAUGGUGACUGUGUUGGGUUAAGUCUUUCUCAAGCACAGCAAAUGGGAGAGGAAGACAAAGAAUAUGUUUGUGUAAGAUGCUGUGCUGAAGAAGAUAAAAAGACUGACAUAUUAGACACAGAUAUUUUGGAAGACCAAACUGCAUUUGAAGCCCACAGUGAAGAUAAAACAAUGGAGUGUGAAAAGCUCGGGUCAUCGAAGCACAUAGUAGCCAAUGAUAAAAAUAAAUGUAUGGAUGAUACUGUAAAGCACAAGGUCAAAAUUUUAAAACGGGAGUCUGAGGGAAAAACUUCAUCCGACAGUAGAGAUAAUGAAAUUAAAAAAUGGCAACUAGCUCCUCUUCGCAAGUUGGGGCAACCCGUUUUACCUCGGAGAUCAUCAGAAGAAAAAAGUGAAAAAAUACCAAAAGAAUCUACAACUCCUACUUGCACAGUAGAAAAAGCAUCAAAAUCAGGUACUCAUGAGAAGCAAGAGACAAAAAAGAAGAAAGUUGAAAAGAGCGGACCUAAUGUGCACCCCCCUGCUGCUGCUUCCAAGCCUUCUGCAGAUCAGAUCAGACAGAGCGUCCGGCAUUCUCUAAAAGACAUUCUUAUGAGAAGACUUACAGACUCAAAUUUGAAGGUCCCAGAGGAAAAGGCAGCAAAGGUUGCCACAAAAAUUGAAAAAGAACUUUUCUCUUUUUUUCGAGACACAGACGCCAAGUAUAAGAAUAAAUAUAGAAGCUUGAUGUUCAAUCUAAAAGACCCUAAAAACAAUAUACUAUUUAAGAAAGUACUGAAAGGAGAAGUAACCCCUGAUCAUCUUAUAAGGAUGAGUCCAGAAGAGCUAGCUUCUAAAGAGUUAGCUGCGUGGAGACGAAGGGAGAACAGACACACCAUAGAGAUGAUUGAGAAGGAGCAAAGAGAAGUGGAAAGACGACCAAUCACAAAAAUAACUCACAAAGGUGAGAUAGAAAUUGAGAGCGAUGCCCCAAUGAAAGAACAGGAAGCAGCCAUGGAGAUUCAGGAGCCUUCAGCCAGUAAGUCAUUGGAGAAGCCAGAUGGUUCUGAGAAACAAAAGGAAGAGAUUGACGCCACCUCUACAGACACCACUGCUCAACACAGACAGCAUCUCUUUGACCUGAACUGCAAAAUAUGCAUAGGUCGAAUGGCACCACCUGUAGAUGAUCUUUCUCCAAAAAAUGUGAAAGUUGUUGUCGGAGGAGCACGUAAACAUUCAGACAAUGAAGCAGAAAGUAUAGCAGAUGCACUGUCUUCCACUACAAAUAUUCUGGCUUCUGAAUUCUUUGAGGAGGAAAAACAAGAGUCUCCCAAAUCAGCAUUCUCCCCUACUCCACGUCCAGAGAUGCCCGGAACUGUGGAAGUUGAGUCAACCUUCCUGGCUCGAUUGAACUUCAUCUGGAAAGGUUUUAUCAAUAUGCCAUCUGUGGCAAAAUUUGUUACCAAAGCCUAUCCUGUCUCUGGAUCCCCUGAGUACUUGACAGAGGAUCUACCAGAUAGUAUUCAAGUAGGUGGCAGGAUAUCACCUCAGACAGUUUGGGAUUAUGUGGAAAAAAUAAAAGCAUCAGGCACCAAGGAAAUCUGUGUGGUUCGCUUCACACCAGUAACUGAAGAAGAUCAAAUUUCUUACACUUUGCUGUUUGCGUACUUCAGUAGCAGAAAGCGCUAUGGCGUAGCUGCUAACAACAUGAAGCAGGUUAAAGAUAUGUACCUUAUUCCUUUGGGUGCUGCAGAUAAAAUUCCACACCCUCUUGUGCCUUUUGAUGGACCUGGACUUGAGCUGCACAGACCUAAUCUGUUGUUGGGUCUCAUCAUUCGUCAGAAGCUGAAGCGGCAGCAUAGUGCUAGUGCCAGUUCCAGUCACACAGCUGAGACCCCCGAGAGCACCCCGAUAGCCUUGCCACCUGACAAAAAAGGGAAAAUGGAGUCAUCUGCAGAGGAAGCAGCAGAGGAAGAGAAUGACUUUUUCAAUUCCUUUACAGCUGUGUUACACAAGCAGAGAAACAAGCCCCCACAGCCUCUUCAGGAAGACCUGCCAACAGCAGCCGAACCUCUAAUGGAAGUCACCAAGCAGGAGCCUCCAAAACCCUUAAGAUUCCUUCCUGGGGUCCUAAUUGGCUGGGAAAGUCAACCUUCUACUCUGGAGUUAGCAAAUAAACCUCUUCCUGUGGAUGACAUACUCCAAAGCCUUUUGGGUACCACUGGUCAAGUGUAUGAGCAGGCUCAGCCAGUUGUAGAACAAAGCACUCUUAAAGAAAUUCCUUUUAUAAGUGAUCAAGCCAACCCAAAAGUAGAGAAAAUGGAUAAAGUCGAGGUGACUGAAGGUGAAGCCCAGGAGGUAACAGUUAAAGCAGAAAAUAUUUCAGAAUCUACAAGUAAAAACUCAGGGGUAGAAGAAACUUCUUUGGGAUCCUCUUCCAUUUCUCCAGGGCCUUUUGCAAGCCUUAGUUUGAGAGGGAAACCGCCAGAUGUUUCCACAGAAGCAUUCUUAACAACUUUGUCAAUGCCACCAAAACAGGAGGAAGCUGGAGAAAACAAGGAGAGAGCAUUAAAAAGACAGCUGCUCCCGGAUCAAGAGAAUAGUUUGCAAGAUAAUCGGACUUCAAGUAAUUCUCCAUGCAGGCCCAGCACAGGAAAGGGAGUCAUAGAUGGCAGUGUGGGCUGCAGUGAAAGUCUUGUUGCUAACACGAGAUCCCCACAGUUUAUCAACCUGAAAAGGGAUCCCAGACAAGCAGCAGGACGAAACCAGCAGACAGCUUCAGAGAGCAAGGAUUCAGAGAGCUGCCGAAACGGAGAAAAGCACCCUCUGCCUGGUCCAUCACAGAACAAAGAGCUCUUAGCAGAGCCAAUUAGUGGAGAAGGAAAGUUGCCUUCUGUAGAGAAGAACACGUGUGUAGAGCAGAGCGAUGAUUCAGAGGCUGGGCAAAACUCGUUGCCUGUAGAAAAUUUAAAUUCUUCACAAACAGAACAUGCCAAUCCUUUACAGGAGGGUGUUUUAACACAAAAUAUCGAAACUGUCCACCAGUUUAGAAGAGGAUCGGCUACAGCAUCAUCUCAUUUUGAAGUUGGAAAUACAUCCCAAUCAGAAUUUCCUUCUAAGAGCAUCAAUUUUACUUCCAGGAGUACCAGCCCCAGAGCAAGUGCAAACUUUCCCCCCGUGAGGCCACAGCAGCCCAACCUCCAGCACCUCAAGUCUAGUCCCCCUGGAUUCCCAUUUCCAGGACCCCCAAACUUCCCUCCCCAAAGUGUGUUUGGAUUUCCACCACAUUUGCCGCCUCCAUUACUUCCCCCUCCAGGAUUUAGCUUUCCUCAAAAUCCCAUGGUUCCUUGGCCACCUGUUCAUCUCCCAGGCCAGCCACAACGUAUGAUGGGGCCCCUUUCACAGACAUCAAGGUACAUGGGCCCACAAAAUUUUUAUCAGGUCAAAGACAUUCGGAGACCAGAAAGGCGCCAUAGUGAUCCAUGGGGUAGGCAAGAUCAACAACCAGAUAGGCCUUUUAAUAGAGGUAAAGGGGACCGUCAGAGAUUUUACAGUGAUUCACACCACUUGAAAAGAGAGCGUCAUGACAAGGAUUGGGAGCAAGAAUCUGAAAGGCACAGACACAGAGACAGAAGCCAGGAGAAAGACAGAGACAGGAAAAGCAAAGAGGAAGGACAUAAAGAUAAGGAGAGGCUGCGGCUAUCACACAGUGAUCGAGCAGCAGAUGGGAAAGCAAGCAGAGAAAGUAAGAACACAGACAAGAAGCUGGAAAGACCUAAAGGUGAAGACCAUGAAAGGGAGAAAGAGAGAGAGAAGAGUAAACAUAGAGAAGGGGAGAAGGACAGAGAGAGAUACCACAAAGACAGGGACCACACUGACAGAGCAAAAAGCAAAAGGUGAAACUUGCAGGCUGUUUCAACAUCCCAUUUUAAAAACUGUUACAUGCUAUGUAUCUUUAUAAGAUUGCCUGGUAGGACUGUGCCAGCUUUUAAAUCUUCACCAUUGGUGGUUGCCCAGCAGUAAACCGCUGGUGCGGAGUGCUCUGCGCCAGUGCCCACCAUCUCUUACUCACACCACUGUUCUACUUACAGGAAUUUAAUAUUUUUGAAAGUUUUACAAUGCUGUAUAUUCAAAGAUUUGUUUUGUUAAUAUGCAAUAAAGGCUUAGAAAUUUUAGUUUUAUUCCUUAAUUGGUAAAUAUGGUUAACUAUGGAAUAUAUUUACUGCCUCUAGUGAAUGUCCUUUAUAUAAUGACUAAUUUGAAAGUAAGCUGUACUCUGUACAUUUGUUUUCAAUUGCACUGUUUUUAACGGAAGUAUAGAGGAGCAACAAAAACGCCAAGCGACUUCAUAAUCAGACCAUACUAACUAUUUAGUGGGGCAAUUCUUGACUACAAAUCAAAAGCCCAAGGAGUCCAUGUAUUGCUUUUAUCUGCACUCAUUGAAGGCAUUUCUUACCAUGUACUGCAGUGUGUGGUAGGCCAUAUCCUUUCCUUUCUGGCUCUUCAGAAACUUGAAUACUUAAGCUUGUACAUGAUCUUGUGUUUUGCUAUCCUUUUUACUGUAAAAUGUAAAUAUUUUAAGGGAUAUUUUGAUUCUAAAUAUGAUAAAAGAAUUUCUCACCUACUUUGUGUGUGUGACUUGAAAUUCAGUAGUAAAAAAGGUUCUUGAAAGCUUCUUUUCCUUGAGACAUUAUUCUUUUACUCAGCCAAGAAUAUUGUAGGCAUAAUGUCAGACAUCACCUAAGAGAAGAAUGGUUGUUUUAAGUCUUAGAUGAAUCUCUUCUGAAGAGGCUAGUGUUUAGAACUGCCAGCAGGGAGCUUUGCAGUUAUGCACUUAGUUGCUAUUAUGUUCCUGAAAAGUUAUAUAUGAUCAAACUUUGUUAUACGACUCAGUAAUCAUUGUAAAACUGCAGAACUUCUAAGUGAAAUGUAUUUUGAAUUUUUUUUUUUUGUAAAAUGAUUUGUUUGUAGGGCAACUGUAAAAUUGAAUAUGCCAGUUUGACUUGAAAUAGAAAAUACACAAGACUGUUGUUCUUUCAGAUCUAAACUUACCUAUACCCCGAAAUACAUCCUGUGCUGAUGUUUAAAACAUAAAGCAGUAGCUGCCAGAUGAUGUUAACACUCGGGACCCAGUCAAGAGUGACCAUUGUUCUUACCUACUUGUACCCAUGACGAAUUCAGUAACUCCACAAAAUUAAGAAAAUUGUUUCUAAAGGAGCAUUACCAGGUUUUUGAAACUGAAUUAACCUUGCUAUUCUUACUAGAGAAAAUAGUCAAAACAUUUUGUCUGAAUUGCAAGGAUCGCAAUAUUCUUUUUUUCCAUCUUUGCCUCUGAAAUUGAUCAUCAUCAUCAUGAAAGUUCUAAAAUGAAGGGUUUUCAUUUAAAUAAAAGUAUUUUUAACUUUG